AAAAAGAAGCGUGCUUGCCCUUCUUCCAAGCCCCACGCCCCGUCCUCCGUGGGACGCCAUGUCUACCAGCAGUUGUAGUUUCAAGAACCGAUGCGUGUCCAUCCUGUGUUGCAAAUUCUGUAAGCAGGUGCUCAGCUCUCGGGGGAUGAAGGCUGUUUUGCUGGCUGAUACUGACAUAGACCUUUUCUCUACAGACAUCCCUCCUACCAAUGCAGUGGACUUCAUUGGAAGAUGCUAUUUCACAGAAAUCUGCAAAUGUAAACUGAAGAACAUAGCCUGUUUAAAAUGUGGGAACAUUGUAGGUUACCACGUGAUUGCUCCAUGUAGUCCUUGCCUUCUUUCCUGCAACAAUGGACACUUCUGGAUGUUCCACAGCCAAGCAGUUUAUGGUAUUAACAGAUUAGACUCCACUGGUAUAAACUCCCUACUUUGGGGUAAUUUGCCAGAGACAGAAGAGAACACAGAUGAAGAUGUGUUAGAUAUUUCAGCAGAAGAAUGUAUUCGAUGAAUGGAAUUAUGAUAUAUAAUAUUUUAUAAUAGUUUUUUCCUAUUUAAAAAUAUGUUAAUAGAUUAACUAAAAUUGCUAGUAAGGAUUUUCCAGUGAUUUAUUUUUUCUUUCCCUCUCUCUCCCAUUCUUUCUUCUUUCUUUCCCUCCUUCCUUUUGAAAGCUAAACUGGACCUUUGUUGAUUUAUUUAUUUGCUGUCUUAAAUUAAUUCCUUCCAUUUAAUUUAAAUCAAUAAAGUUUUUCUUUUCUG
Messenger RNA from Perognathus longimembris pacificus (Pacific pocket mouse), 756 nucleotides. RefSeq names its product family with sequence similarity 72 member A (gene Rumy1). The transcript has 4 exons. The coding region runs from base 59 to 508 and encodes 149 amino acids. Lineage: Eukaryota; Metazoa; Chordata; Mammalia; Rodentia; Heteromyidae. The record is from RefSeq and is a predicted model, not a curated record. Gene Ontology annotation, cellular component: cytosol.